AUGGUUUCCGCCAAGAAGCACGUCCCUAUCGUCAAGAAGCGCACCAAGCGCUUCGAACGACACCAGUCGGAUCGUUUCAUGAGAGUAGACCCCUCAUGGCGUAAGCCCAAGGGUAUUGACAGCCGAGUCCGCCGUCGAUUCCGUGGCACCAUUGCCAUGCCCUCUAUCGGUUACGGAUCCAACCAGAAGACCCGUUACAUGGCCCCCUCCGGCUUCAAGGCCUUCCUCGUCAGCAACAAAUCAGAUGUUGAACUCCUCCUUAUGCAUAACAGGACCCAUGCUGCCGAGAUCGCCCACAACGUCUCUUCCCGAAAGCGAGUUGAGAUCAUCGCUCGUGCCAAGCAACUGGGAGUCAAGGUCACCAACCCCAAGGCCAAGGUUACCACCGAGGUUUAA
Messenger RNA from Fusarium venenatum, 396 nucleotides. RefSeq names its product 60S ribosomal protein eL32. Gene Ontology annotation, molecular function: structural constituent of ribosome. Lineage: Eukaryota; Fungi; Ascomycota; Sordariomycetes; Hypocreales; Nectriaceae. Gene Ontology annotation, cellular component: cytosolic large ribosomal subunit; ribosome. The record is from RefSeq and is a predicted model, not a curated record. Gene Ontology annotation, biological process: translation.